AUGGACUAUUUUGAGGUGUGUUGGUCCAUCUUCAGCACCAUUUGCUUGGUGAACGUUGUCUUUGGUGUUCUGGUCUGCGAAAUCACCACCUUUACUGUCUUGGCUGCUGUGCCCAUCUUCUCAUCUGCUGCGGGCGCCAUCGCCAACGGUCUUUGCUACUAUGUCUACUACGAAAAGCACCCCGUUGUCAAUGAAGUUGUCGCCGCUGUUUUCUCUGAUUUCUUCUGGCUGCUACAAGAAGCAAGUUUGUUAUUGUACAGUUACAUUAUCCUACAACGAGUCCUUCGACCUAAACAGUGGCGCAUUUUCUCAAUCAUCUUUUGGAGUUUGAUGGUCUGCACUGCCAUAACCCGAGUUUUUAUCGCCAUUUACCGAGCCAAAUUCCUCAUUCAAGGCGUGCAUGAAUACGAGGUCAUCAUUAAUUAUCUACAUAUCGGCUACUUUACAUUUAUGGCCAUCUCGGAAUGUCUCAGCGCCUAUUUCCUUGUCGUCAUCUUCGCUUCCGCCAAGACAUCGAGUAUGAGCGCGGCACUCAAAGUCGGUCUUCUUCGUUAUCUGACACGCAGUACUGAGAUGCGCGUUGCUUUCUUGGCAUUGAUCGGUGUUGUUCGGACGAUUAUCCAUCCUUUUCAGACUCCAGGACAAAAGGCAGUCAACAUUGCUAGUCAGCUUGAUCGUUUUCUUUAUGCUCUCUUUUGUCUUUACCCAAUUGUUUUAUACUUUGACACCCUUGCCUCCAAACUCCGAUUCAACGAGGACAGGUCGAUAUAUACACACAGCGAUCAGGCAGGGAACCCUACGCGCUACGGAAUGAAUACAACGCAGACUCAGACCCGAUGCUACACCACAAAGUCCAACUACGCAUCCAAGAUGUAUGGUGGCGAUGUCGGAAACGAAGGGAACAAUUCACAAGAACAAAUAGUUCCACCGAAUGGUUCAAAUCGAUCAGAGAUCUCCGAGGUGGAGUUGCAGGAUAUUGAUGUGGAGGGACUUGUCAUUAGAAAGACAACUGAGGUCACUGUCACAUAA
This is a messenger RNA of Fusarium pseudograminearum CS3096, 1029 nucleotides long. RefSeq lists its product as uncharacterized. The coding region runs from base 1 to 1029 and encodes 342 amino acids. The record is from RefSeq and is a predicted model, not a curated record. The transcript has 3 exons. Lineage: Eukaryota; Fungi; Ascomycota; Sordariomycetes; Hypocreales; Nectriaceae.